GGACAUGAAAGUAGCAAUAAGGUUUCCAUUCUUAUCUUGAACGGCUUUUUUCAUCGCAUGGAGAUACUGUGUUCCUAGAGAAGAGACUACCUAAGGUUUUGUCAUGCGCUUUCUUUUUUGCACUCAGGAAAGGGGUAAUUUAUACCUAUUAACAACACCCUUUGGGAGAUUGGGGUAAGCGGGGGGUAUUCUUGCUCACAAUAAAUUAGCUGAUACUGUAUAAAAUCUAAAUACAUACUUAGGAAUAGCAGAAAAGGAUGUUGAAAAAAUGGUGAAUUUCACAGCCCAGGGUUUUGACUCUAGGAUGGGUCCAAAUUAGUCAUAUCUAUUAAUGUUAAUGCACAUAUUGUAUUAUGUAAAGCCUUUCAUCAGUGUAUGCACUUUUGAGGGCAUUGAAGUUUUAAGAACACAUCUUGUUUUAUACUGUUGCUGAACAUUGGAAUUUAGCUUAGAUAUUCAGAACAGGAAUUUUUUUCUAGAUUUCAUAGCCCAUGGAAGUAGUGAUACUUUUCACCAGUACUCAGGUGACCGAUAAGGCCUGUGGCCCUCUUGUUAAUGCCCCCAUCAUAGGGCUGCAAAGGGUACCCAAAAUAGCUGAAAACUUCAGGUUGUGUUGUUUGGGUCACGUAUGGUUCAAGUCCGGUUUUUACGAUAGAAUCAUUGUUAGGAAUCUGUUUAAACAAAAUGGCAUCAAAAUCCUCAAAUGUAGCUGUAUUUUGAUCAAUUGUGAAAUGAUGGCAUUGUGGGCAAAACAAUGACAGUAUGUAAGAUAUGUCAGACACAUUUAAAAUACGCCACAGGAUCAACAUCAAUGACAAAACAUUGAAAGCAUGGAAUGAAAAUGAGUAGAAGUGACAAUGCUGUUUCUAGUACCAUGGAUUUCAAGUUUAAACCAGUCCACAUCCGCAAGUAAUUAUUGUAAUGAAAUACAAUAAAGGUUUUUGAUUUUAACUGUAUAUUAGAUUUUUAAAAUAGCUAUAUAGACCUGAACUGAAAUAAUCAAACUCGAAUUAAAAAAUCCUAAACCGACCCGACCCGAAAAUUUUAGGAACUGUGACAGCCCCACCCCGUUACUAUAGUCAGGGGCAUAUUGGGUUUCUUCUUUGCCUGUCUGUCCGUAACUUUAAUCUUGCUCAUAGCUUUUGAAUGGUGAGUGAUAGGACAUUUCAUGUUUCAUAUGUGCAUUCCUUGUGCCUUUUUUAAGGCACCCAAUUUUUAACCUUUUGGCCUUAAAGUUUGACUUUUAAGAAACCCUACCCUUUUCAAUAUCUCUUGAACUUUUUUAGGUGGAGCUUUCAUAUUUUUGUAUAGAUUUAUUGUGGCAAGACCUUUCAUUUCAUACUGUGAUAUUUGAUCUUUAACUUCUCCAGAACAGCAUGGUCAUGUUAGUCGUAUUAGUAUUGAGACAUCCCCAUGUGCAAUUUCAAGGUCGGUUAUGUCAUAACCCUUUGGGGUUAGGUCAGGGCCACAAUAAUGGGUCAACAUUGUUCAUGGGAAUGAAGAUAGAAAAAAAAAUCUUUUAAAAAUCACAACAGCUAAACGACAGCAAGGCCAUGGUGACUCAAGUGAGCGAUGUGGCCCAUGUGCCUCUAGUUUUAAAGCAGAAAUGUAACAGGAUUUGUUGUUUUGUGUCAAAGGAUUAAAAGUUAGGAAAUUUGAUUCCUCCUUGUCCUCUUUACCCCCCUAAUAAGCCACACCUGUGAAGUAUGUACCACUCAGGUAAUCAAUUGAAAUCACUGACUCACCUUGAUAAUAAUCUUUGGUGUGGGAAAAAAUAAACAACAGCAAAAGUUUAUCACAGAUUGGGUCACAGUUUGAUCACAGACAAAAGACACACUGGGUAACUUGGUGUCAUCUGAAAGACAGCGGGGAUGUUGUUGUGCUGGGUCUCCGAGAUUUACAGCAGUUUAGGGCAUUGAAGAUAAUGGUUGUGUUUAGUCAUGGAAUGAAUUGAAAUCCAGCAUUAAAUUGAAUACUAGAAAUCCAAUCAGACCUUCCACAGGACACAUAAUUUAUAAUGUGGUUGAAGUAAUUAAGAGAAGAGAAAAUUGUUUUAAAAAUAGUUGCAUGUAUAAUACACAAUUCUGAAGAAUUUCUUUUUGAAAAUUGCAGGCUGCAUUAAUGUAACGAACUGCAAUAUUAACCAGGGAUUCAUUAUUUUAACGAUCAAUAUUUUUCUCCAACGCAAUACUUGACAUUUAGGUAAUGAAAUGCUUUGACAAUAUUUAAACUAUUUCAUAUGCUAUCAAUCUGUUUGCUCUGACCUAUUUGAUAAUUUAAUGAUAAAUUCCUUUCUGAAAGGUAGGAAAAUAUUGACCGUGCAUUUAAUUUUGCAAAUCUACAAUGUUUUAAUGGUUUAUUUACAGGGUAUGUAUUGUGGCAUUUUUCUCAUGUCUGACUUCUUUUUUUUUGAAUUGUGAGAAAUCAGAUUUUCUGCUGAAUGAAAAAUGUGUCUGAAAAUUAUCACACACACUAUUGCCUUUCAUAGUUUUCUUAAUUCUUUUUAAACAAUAUUUAAACAAGACUGCAUUAGUUGAAUUAGUUCCAAUUUUUUAUGUUAAACUGCGGACAGAAGGGCCUAUAAAAUAUGAUAACAGUAUACAAAGUAUCAAUAUCUUUGGCUUCAUAUAUUAUCUCUCUAUAGGACUGCAAUUUAAAACUCCACUUGUUUCAUGGCCUGGUUGUAUAUAUAAUCUCAAAGUUAUUAUGAUAUGAAGAUAAAGUUACUGUGAAUAAUUGAACUAUUGAUAAAAGGUAUAGAGGACUGUGUUGGUGAUUUGAGUCUACUGAUGAAAAAUAACUAGGCUAAUUAUUGGUCCUCAAGGAUGGACAUUAUUGUUCCAUGCUGGUAAUUUAAGGACUAUCUCCUUUAUAAUAAUAGGUCCUGUAAUGCCCUCCCAUUGCUUCACUUGAUUGAUCACAGAUCAAUUAGCAGUUCCUAUUGUUCAAAACUAUGGAAGGCAGGUCUUUUUUUCAACUACAGGCCAUACCCAACUAUGUGCAAGACAGUGUAUAGAAACCUUGAAAUGUGUGGCUCUCUUACCUGUUCUACUGCGAUCGAACGAUCGAAGUGAAACACCCAAUGUGUGAUAACACUUAUGUCCCUUUAAAUUUUCAAAUUGUUCAAUAUUUUGGAUGUAUUUUGGAUAUAGUGUGUGUUGACUUGAUAAACACUUAAAAUGAAUGUGUGGCAGCUGUGUUAGAAUCAUAAACCUACCACAGAACAUGUAUUAUAGAUCUAAAUUCAUACAAUCAUUUCACUGACUGGAUUUCAUUUUGAAAUGGGAAUAAUUGGAUAUUGGAAAUGAAACCCCAGCUCGUUUUCUACCGUGCUUACCAAGAUGAAUUUAUGUUUGGAAGGAGUUCCAUGUCUUAAUCUAACAUAUCCACAAUUACAGCGCUACCUUUCUCAGUCCUCUCGGAGCCAGCCUGCAAUAGGACUGAAACAGACAGCAAAGCCUAGGCCAUCCAUUUUUGGAACCAUUACUAAAGACAAGAACCCCAAGGACAGACGUCUGAGAACUGUGAGCCCCCAGAUGCUCAGCUUUUCUCAAAUGUUUGAUCACAGUCGGACAGGGAACAACAACAACAAUCCACACAGUCAUUACUCCAAAGACCAGACCUUGAUAUUUGCUGAUGGAAUACUAAUGGCAGGGUCCAUGGAAGCUUUGAUUCAACACCUUGUCCCAACAGAUGAAUACAAUCCAGAUAAAACCUAUGUGUUUGCCUUUCUGCUCAGCUCUAGGCUGUUUAUCCGACCUCAUGACCUUCUUGAUGAAGUUUGUCAGGUGUGCAUCCUGCAGCAAAAUCUGUCAGGGGAUAAAUUGAGAAAGGAGAAGUUAGGCAAGUUUGGUCCUAAUAUCAUUCAACUGCUAAACGAGUGGGCAGACAUGUUCCCAUAUGAUUUCCGAGAUGAGAGAAUGAUGAAAAAACUGAGAGAAAUAACACAACGAAUUCUGGCUAUCUACCCGGAACUCAGACCUGAUGUCACAAACACUACACAUUCCCUGGUGAAAAAGUUGACUGAAUUACAAAAUUAUGAGCAAGAUUUAGCCAAAUGGAGUAGUGAAGCAACUUUAAGAUCGAAUACUCAGGAAGUGCCAACGACAGAUAUAAUUGAAGUUUGUCCUAGUCCUCUCGAGUUGGCUCAACAACUUACCCACAUAGAGCUGGAUAGGUUAAGUCACAUAGGGCCGGAGGAAUUUGUUCAAGCCUUUUCAAAAGAGCCAACCACAAAAGAGACCACAUACAAAGACAUGAAGAAAACCAGUAAUUUGGAAGCCUAUGUCCAGUGGUUCAACAGACUAAGUUACUUUGUUACUACAGAAAUUUGCUCACAUUUAAAGAAAAAGAAUCGGGUUCGAAUCAUAGAAUAUUUUGUUGAUGUGGCAAAAGAGUGCAUAAAUAUGGGCAACUUCAACUCCCUCAUGGCAAUUAUUGCUGGGAUGAACAUGACCUGGGUAUCAAGGUUAAAGAAAACGUGGUCACGAGUAAAUACUGCCAAGUUUGAAAUUUUGGAACAUCAGAUGGACCCCACCAGUAACUUUGGGAUAUAUCGUUCCUGUCUCAAGGCAGCCAUGUGGCGGUCCGAAGGUGCAGAAGCAGGCAGCAAACAAGAAAAGAUCAUCAUUCCAUUCUUCAGUUUGUUUGUAAAAGACUUGUAUUUCCUGAAUGAGGGUUGUUCUAACAAACUUCCCAAUGGAGAUAUCAACUUUGAGAAAUUCUGGCAGCUGGCAAAACAGAUCUCAGACUUCAUUACCUGGCAGCAGGCAGAGUGUCCAUUCCCAAAAAAUGACAAAGUGAUCAAUUACCUUUUGACAUCACCUGUAUUCUCAGAGUCUACCCUAGCUCUAGCAUCAUUUGAAUGUGAGGCACCAGAAAAAAGCUUUGAGAAAGAAAAACACAAACAAUUAAAAGCCAGUGCAGGAGUUUGACAAAGUGUUUUAUGACAGUAAUACAUUUAUGCUUCAUAUCAGACAAGCCAUUGGCUGAUGUUCACUUCCUAGUCAUUCGUAAUAAUCUGCUGUCAGAACCUUCAGAUUAACCAUUCCAUGAAGAAGUUUGGAGACUGUAACUGAAAUAUUCUGAACUUUAUUCACUGCCAGAAAAUACAAUGCAAGGAGGGAGGAAACUGGCCACCUAUCAGUUUAUUGGACAUAGAGACUCUUGGUGUCAAGGGAGAUAAUUCACAGAUUGUAUCAAUGUGUUUCCCAAACUUUUCAUAUGUUGAAGUACAAAAUGUUUUAUCUGAUGUACUUGAUACACUUUAUUUAUAUUAUUUUUACAAUUUUUGACCAAAGGGGCUUAUAGGUUCAUGGGUAAUUGUUUUUAGUAAGAAACUAUUUUAGCAAAUUAUCCUGGAGAGAAAAUAAAUCUAUACAAUUAAUCCCUUAUAUUGUUUAAGCAAUAUAUGCAAUGCAUUACAAUUACUUUGAAAUUUAUUAAGAUAUUUGUUCAGUCAAUUCCCGCAGGUACCAUUUUUGUAUUUGUAUAAAUGCAUAUUCUUUUAAAAAUAUGUCAAAUGCCUGUAUUUAUUGCAUGAUUGUUUAGCACUUCAAAAUUUGUAGUUAUCAUUUAUUGAGGGGGGGGGGAUAAGACCAAAAGAUAAUUUUGGAGUAUCCAUCUUUAUAUAAAUGAAACAUUGAUGAGUGGGUCUACUAACAAUGGAAUUGUCAUCGAUAUAUUUUCUUUGAAUUUGGGGGUGUCUUUAAAAGUGCUUGUUAUUCUCCCAAUUCCUUGUCUCUGAUGUAAAGAGUGCUAUAUAUUUUGAUACUGUGUGAUUUGUAACUGUGCAUGUGAUAAAAAGAGCCUUGAAUUGUGUCAAGGCAACACUUGAUCUCAAUCACAUCAUUUUUGUCAAUGUGUCAUUUCCCAUUUUGUCAUAACCAACAUAUAAGGCAUUCACAGUGAAAUAUCCAUUUCUUUUCAUUCAACCCAUAUUAUUUGGUCCAAAGGAAAUGUUAAUUUAUAUUUUGAAAAGUAUUUAUAUUUUGUAAAAUAUUCUGCUGUUUAGCAGAGCAGUGCAAUUAAGGACAUCACUGGAUGAAAUUGUCCUGCAAAACCUCUGUUGAUUAUUCGUUGUUAAUCAGGUGGUCUACUGAGCAGUGUAGGAACUUACCUUAUUUUUGUUAUUAUACAUUGUUAUCAAGUAUUGUACAGAAAUUAUGUAAAUGGGCGGUUUUUGUUCUACUUGAAUCUCUCAUUGAAUAAAUUAUUGAAAUAACUUAAA
Ostrea edulis (European flat oyster) is the source of this 6229-nucleotide messenger RNA. Its product is annotated as ras-GEF domain-containing family member 1B-like. Gene Ontology annotation, biological process: Ras protein signal transduction; positive regulation of GTPase activity. Lineage: Eukaryota; Metazoa; Mollusca; Bivalvia; Ostreida; Ostreidae. The record is from RefSeq and is a predicted model, not a curated record. The transcript is spliced from 17 exons. Gene Ontology annotation, molecular function: guanyl-nucleotide exchange factor activity. Gene Ontology annotation, cellular component: plasma membrane. The coding region runs from base 3342 to 4934 and encodes 530 amino acids.